AAACUGUGCCAUGAAUAAUGGUUGCUUAAGGUCGUGUGACGAAGAAAGACUCCCGACCAAUCACGAAAGAGAUCCAUGACAACCACACGUCAUCCCGGAAGUGCCAGAGUCAGGUGGGGAUAAUGAACCUCAUCCUCACGCUGCUUUGAGCCAGAUCACGUCAAAUAUGGGCAGGCCUAGGAAGAGGAAUGUUGCCACUGAUGGAGAGUCUCACUCUCAGAAAGAGGAGAAACCACCAAUUCUGCUCAGGAAGGAAAAGAAAAAAGGAAAAACAGACGUGAGCAAGAUCUUCAUCAAUAUCUCCAUCGGGUUGUGCAUUUUCAGCCUUGUCUGGUUCUUCUAUGCCCUUUACAUGAGCUCGGCGUUGGCAAGGAGAGCUGUGACGCUUCAUUAUUCACCUCGGGUCUUAGAUGGCAACAGCACCACUGCAGCUGUGUCUCCUGAGAGGUUCUGGGGCUCGUAUCGACCUCAAGUGUAUUUUGGCAUGAAAACAAGAAGUCCAAGAUCUGUGGUCACAGGCUUGAUGUGGAUGACCCAGUUCUCUCCUACGGGCGUUAACCUGAGGCACACGUGUGAGCAGGGGGAUGGAUUGCGUUCCUACGGAUGGCUGAUGCACGACGGCAUCAACUUUGGCAUGCAGCAGAUCCAAGACACCGAUUUUACGCUCACCACAACCUUUGUGAAACGUUUAGGAGGAGAACACGGUGGCGACUGGACAUGGAGAAUUGUCGGCAAGCAACUAAGCUCUGCCCCUUAUGCUCCAGUGGUCUCGCUGAUGUUCUAUGUGGCUGCAGAUACUCAGGGUUCCCUACAAAUUCACACUAAGGAUAAGACACGCCUAAGCCACGUUACAGGCACUUCAGAGGAACUGGGGGAGUUCAAAAUCACUUUCGGCAAACCCACUGGUGGAGAGGCAUCUCCCAAUAAAUAUGCCAGCUAUAAUUACUUACAGACACUAAGCCCUGGUCUGAACCAACUAACAGACAUAGUGAAGAACAGCCUGAGUCACAGAUUUGUCUUUAGUCCUCCCACUGCAGAGAAGAGGCCUUACAUUGCUGUGGAUACCUCCACACCUCCUCCACAAAAAGAUAACCGCAUCCAGAGUGACUUUGUGGUGCACCAGGUUACUGUCCAAGUUCCAUUCCAGAUUGAAGUUUUGUUUGAAUCUGGAAGUUUCCAUGACCGGCCCAACCAGCUAAAGGGCUCGGUGCUGACUGAGGAGAUUACAAGGCUGAAACGGUCUUACAGUGAGAAGUUUGAGGAGUUAUUCAGACUCCAGGCUAAAGGGUUUACUCCAGCUCAGGAGAGGUUUGGCAAAGCUGCUAUAAGCAACAUGCUUGGCAGCAUGGGCUACUUUUUUGGACAGUCCGUGGUACAGUCGAAUUAUCAUGAACACCCCGUUCUUUACCCUGAGGGUGCCUUGUUCACCGCAGUACCCUCCCGCUCCUUCUUCCCAAGGGGUUUCCUGUGGGAUGAAGGCUUCCAUCAGCUCCUCCUCAGUAAGUGGGACCCUCAGGUGACACGUGAGGCUGUUGCUCACUGGUUGGAUUUGAUGAAUGUGGAAGGCUGGAUUCCACGUGAGCAGAUCCUGGGUGAUGAGGCACUCAGCAAAGUCCCUUCAGAGUUUGUGGUGCAGCACACUGAAAAUGCAAAUCCACCUACAUUCUUUCUAGUUCUGGAAGAGAUUCUGGAACAGGUUGAUGCACAUCCUAAUGUGCCACAACUGCAGGAUACUCUACCUUUCUUGCGAAGAUUGUACCCCCGACUGCAGACAUGGUUCGAGUGGUAUAACACCACUCAAGCCGGACCGUUGCCCAGCUCCUACCGUUGGCGUGGCAGGGACAAAGACACCAACCGCUUCCUUAACCCUAAGACCUUGACCUCUGGGCUGGAUGACUACCCUCGUGCAUCACACCCUUCCGAAGAUGAAAGACACGUGGAUUUACACUGUUGGAUGGUGCUUGCAUCGCGGGUCAUGACAAGCAUGGCGCGGUUGCUUGGGGAACCCCAUCAGGAAUAUGAGCACACCUACAAAACCCUCAGCAACAACAGCCUUCUAAGUGAGUUGCACUGGUCUGAGCAGCUUCAUGCCUUCUGUGACUAUGGUAACCAUACUCAGGCAGUGUCAUUACAGCAAGAAAAGGUUUUUGUGCCACCCGGACAGAUGAGGCACCAGUUACCAGUAAAACGCCUGGUGCGGUCAGUGCGCAAAGCCCCUAAGCUUCAGUAUGUAAAUGCACUUGGCUACGUUAGUCUGUUUCCGUUCUUGCUUCACAUCCUGACAACCGACUCUCAAAAAUUAGAGUACAUACUGAAAGACAUUCAUGAUCCUGCUCGCUUAUGGACACCCUAUGGCUUGCGUUCACUUUCCCGUUCUGAUCCAAUGUAUAUGAAACGCAAUACAGAGCAUGAUGCCCCCUACUGGCGUGGUGCUAUAUGGAUCAACAUCAACUACCUGGCACUAAGGGCACUGCACCAUUACAGUAGGAUAGAGGGACCAUACCAGGAGAAGGCUGCUGAGCUCUAUCAAGAGCUCAGAACUAAUGUCAUCAAUAACAUUUACAAACAGUACCAUGAAACGGGAUACAUCUGGGAACAGUACAGUGACAGCACAGGUCGUGGACAGGGUAGCCACCCAUUUACAGGCUGGUCAGCUCUGAUUGUUCUAAUCAUGGCUGAAGAGUACUGACAUUUCUCCAGGUUCUGAUUUCUUAAUGUCAAAAGGUGCUUUUAUUUAUCUCAAACGUUUUGUGCUAACGAUGAAAUGUUUCAUUUCUUGUUAGAAAAAUAGUGUGUUAGGGAACCAAGUCUUACUGAAAAACGGGAUUAUUUUUAUGAUGAUGUAUUAAGGUCCUUUUAUAAAUUACACAACAUAGAAUGUUGGAGAAAUAUGUAAAUUUUCAACAAGUGGUAAUGUAAUAAGUUUAUACUCAGGUGUCAAACUGCUAUGGGAUUUGUGAGUAUACAGAAAUGAUAGGGCCAGAGAAUAUAAUGUAAAUAAACCACAGGCAUUUUGUUCUGGAAUUCAGGUGUGUUUAAAAGAAUAAAACGAUACCUCCCUGUA
Molecule: messenger RNA, 3064 nt
Organism: Tachysurus vachellii
Lineage: Eukaryota; Metazoa; Chordata; Actinopteri; Siluriformes; Bagridae
Gene: mogs
Product: mannosyl-oligosaccharide glucosidase
Exons: 5
Coding region: 167-2689 (840 amino acids)
Biological process (GO): oligosaccharide metabolic process; protein N-linked glycosylation
Cellular component (GO): endoplasmic reticulum membrane
Molecular function (GO): Glc3Man9GlcNAc2 oligosaccharide glucosidase activity
Source: RefSeq, a predicted model, not a curated record